UUCCAGCAGUCCUGUUAAACACCUCAACAGGGGUGAUUGAAUCUGAAUUCCACAUGUAUGUCCAGCCCCAGGAGCAUCCUAUUCUCUCUGAAUUCUGUACAGAACUAACUGGCAUAGCACAGAAUCAAGUUGACGAAGGGGUGCCUCUAAAUAUUUGCUUAUCACAGUUUUUGAAAUGGAUUCAAAAGAUACAAAAGGAGAAGAAAAUUAUAUUCAGUACAGAUAGUCAAAGUAAUUGUACUUCAGAAGCAAAAGCGUGUGCCUUUGUUACUUGGACAGACUGGGACCUGAGUGUGUGUUUGCACUACGAGUGUAGAAGGAAGCAGCUGCACAAACCUGACAUCCUGAAUUCCUGGAUUGAUCUCAAAGCGACAUACAGGGCCUUCUAUAACAGAAAGCCCAAAGGACUAAAUGGAGCUUUGCAGGAUUUGGGGAUAGCUUUUGAAGGACGGGAACAUUCUGGGUUGGAUGAUUCCCGGAAUACUGCUCGUCUUGCUUGGAGGCUGAUCUGUGAUGGAUGUGUGCUGAAAAUUACUAAGUCUUUGGAUAAGGCACAUCAGAAGAGUAAUUUAAUUUCCAGAACACUGAUUGUAAACGUCACUGACAAGACUCCACUGGGAAGUAAGAGCAGACCUGAAACAUCUAGAGAUGGAACUAGUGAAACAAAAUCUCUGGCUGGGAACAAACACAACAAUAUUGCUGGAAACAAGAUAAAUUCUAAUGCACAGACUGGGGAACAGCAGAUCACUUGCACUGAUCCCUCUGCAGAUGUCCGAGUUGUACCCAGCAGCAGCUCAAGGACUGAAUACCAGGCUCAAUCCCACAGCUCUUCAGCAGCAUCUACUGACAGGUUUCCUGUUCCUCUGGGUCUGGCACAGCCAUGUCCCAGUCCUGCAUCAACAGGCAUCCAGCAGGGAUUGAGAGUUGGGCAGCCUCUGAGAACAGCCAGGCCCAGUCUCCCAGUACAGGGAUCAGGGCUGGUGCUUGUCUCCACCACCAUCCCCUCAGUUACUCUCUCCAGUGGGGACAUCAGCACCAGUUCUGAGUGCUUGUCUCUGCUGACAGACUGGGAAGAUGUUGCUUUGAUACCAGAAUCUCAAUAUGAACAAAAUUCAGACUCUGUUCAGCUCAAGGAUGACUCAAGUACAGAUUGUCUAACAGUAUUUGAAGAAGAAACUAUUUCAAAACAAUUGGCUGUGACAAGUUCAGAUAGUCAGAGUCUGGAGGAAACUGCAGCAUCUACGGAACCUCUGAGGUCUGUUGUUUACAAAAGUCCUGAUACUACAGUCUAUAAUAUAGAGACAGUACAAAGGCAGACUUCAAAAUUUUCAGCUUUUAAAUUACCAUCUGCAAAGGGAAAUGCUGUUUCAGCACAAUCAGCAUUAACUGAAAAUUAUUCUACUCCUUUAAAGGCUCUUAAAAGAAAACCAACUAGUCCAAAGAUAUGCCCACCAGCAAAAAAGCAGUCUUUUGAUAUAUAUGAAGAGAAAACGUCAUCUUUUGAUCACUCUUUACCUUUGAGAAGUUCAAAUUUAGGCAAAAUACCUCCUGUUGUUCUAAACUCCACAGUCAAUUUGAAUGAGUCUGUAAGAGCUGUGAGAAAUGGAAAAUCAACUCCCCCUCUGUGUAACUGCGGCCGAAGAGCCAAAAAACUCUGUGUGUCAAAUGCUGGCCCAAAUCAUGGCAGAGCAUUUUUUUGUUGUCCUGUUGGCAAGCAAGGAGAUGAUAAGAAAAGCUGUGGAUAUUUCAAGUGGGAAGAUGUGCUUCUGAAAGAGAAAUCUAAUGGUCUCACCUUUAAUGCAGAUGCUUUGACCUCUCUUGGAAAUGUUACUAGUAAUACAGAAAAUCCCUCCUACAAAAAGUAUCUGUGUCUUAGACCCUCUAUGAGAACUUGAAAAUGGAUACCAUUUUUUGUCUGAAUCCUAAACUCUCUUAAGUUUCAUGCUUAAUGUAAUAAGAACAGUCAAAUGAUGUCAGAUAUUCUCAGAAUAGGACAAAAAGGACAGUUCUUGGGUAACAUAGAUAGAAAGGAAAGUUGCUCAAACACACAAAAACAUCAUCAGAUCAUAAAGUAUCUCCUUAAUAAAGUGUGCGAGAAUGGGUAAAACUAUUAAUUGCUAAAAUUAGAGUAUGAGCAGCUGUUGCUACAAUUAAUAAAUUUCUGUUCUAUCCUAUAUUUAAAAUACUUUACUAUUUCAGUCCUUGAAGAUUUCAAUGACACACAUCUUAUUUGCACUUUUUUACCAUAUAUUUGUAAUGCCUACAACUUUUCAUGUUUGAAACUUGAAACAUUUUAAAAUAUCUUUAGGAGAUGUCGCAUAUCAAAAGUGAUUCUUGAAGCAAUAGUAUUCUCUUCAACUCUUACAGAGUUUUUUAUCCUUUAAGUAAUAAUAAAGAUAAGAUGCUGACAUUUUGUUAAAUACUUUAUUUAAUACACAUUACUGCUGUGCUCCUGCCUCUCUGAGUUUCCCAUUUUGUGUCAGUGUCUACUUUAGUUUGUAGUAUAGCCCCUGGGACAGACAAAUUAUGGGAAUCAGGUAUUAAUGUAUUCAAACUUAAACUAAGAAGGAUAUAGUGUAAUGUCUUACUUUACAUUACUGUGUAAAUUUUCUAUGUGUUACAUUGUAAAAAGCCUGCAAAAAAGCAGCAAGUACUUAAAUUUUUUUUCUCCAGUUCUGGCGCAAUUUGCUUCCAAUAGUGGUUUUCUUGUAUUGGAUUUGGAGCAACUGCCUUGGUCAGUUUUUUUUUUUUCUUCCACAGAUCAAAACCUGUAACAAUUUUUGCCCUUUUAAUUGUCCAAGAAGCUUCAAAGUUACAGGAGGGAGAGGGGGCUUUUUAGGGACCGGGAUGCAUACAGACACCUUCCUUUAGGAUCUCCGCUACAGGCCACGACUGUUCUGUUAGCACAUGCUCGCUGUUUUUCCAAGCCUCCCUUUACCUGUUCAGCAGAGUUUUUGGUUGAGCUAGUCCCUCUACACCGUGAUGCCUUCGGGAGUCGAAGCAUCUCUCCGUCCGUGGAGCGCACGGUGUCGGACGCGGCGUUGCAGAGCUGCACCGAGGGCUGCUUGCUCCUCUCA
Molecule: messenger RNA, 3077 nt
Organism: Cinclus cinclus
Lineage: Eukaryota; Metazoa; Chordata; Aves; Passeriformes; Cinclidae
Product: ERI1 exoribonuclease 2-like
Exons: 6
Coding region: 54-1895 (613 amino acids)
Biological process (GO): exonucleolytic trimming to generate mature 3'-end of 5.8S rRNA from tricistronic rRNA transcript (SSU-rRNA, 5.8S rRNA, LSU-rRNA)
Molecular function (GO): 3'-5'-RNA exonuclease activity; nucleic acid binding; zinc ion binding
Source: RefSeq, a predicted model, not a curated record